Molecule: messenger RNA, 7080 nt
Organism: Echinops telfairi (small Madagascar hedgehog)
Lineage: Eukaryota; Metazoa; Chordata; Mammalia; Afrosoricida; Tenrecidae
Gene: NKTR
Product: natural killer cell triggering receptor
Exons: 17
Coding region: 92-4453 (1453 amino acids)
Biological process (GO): protein folding; protein peptidyl-prolyl isomerization
Cellular component (GO): nucleus
Molecular function (GO): peptidyl-prolyl cis-trans isomerase activity
Source: RefSeq, a predicted model, not a curated record
CUCUGGCUGAGGUGGCAGUGUUUUUCUCCUCUGCUCACACGGAGCUGCUCAGGCUGGAGGCCAGCCAGCCCUCGCCGCCGCCUGGGUCGCGAUGGGGGCGCAGGACCGGCCACAGUGUCACUUCGACAUCGAGAUCAACCGGGAGCCGGUUGGUCGUAUUAUGUUCCAGCUCUUCUCAGACAUUUGUCCAAAGACUUGCAAAAACUUUCUUUGCCUCUGCUCAGGGGAGAAAGGCCUUGGGAAAACAACUGGGAAGAAGUUAUGUUAUAAAGGUUCUACAUUCCAUCGUGUGGUUAAAAACUUUAUGAUUCAGGGUGGGGACUUCAGUGAAGGUAAUGGAAAAGGUGGAGAAUCAAUUUAUGGUGGAUAUUUUAAAGAUGAAAACUUUAUUCUCAAACAUGACAGAGCGUUCCUUUUGUCAAUGGCAAAUCGAGGGAAGCAUACCAAUGGUUCCCAGUUUUUCAUCACCACCAAGCCUGCACCACACCUGGAUGGGGUGCAUGUUGUCUUUGGACUAGUUAUUUCUGGUUUUGAAGUAAUUGAACAAAUUGAAAAUCUGAAAACCGAUGCUGCAAGCCGGCCUUAUGCAGAUGUGCGAGUUAUCGACUGUGGAGUGAUUGCCACAAAAUCAACAAAAGAUGCUGUUGAGAAAAAAAGGAAGAAACCAAUUCAUUCGGAAGACUCGGAUUCCUCCUCCAAUUCCUCGUCCUCUUCAGAAUCAUCUUCAGAAAGUGAAAUUGAGCAUGAGAGGAGCAGGCGGAGGAAGCAUAGGAGGCGGCCCAAAGUGAAGCAUUCAAAAAAGAGGCGGAAGGAAAUAAGUGGGUCGGAAGAGCCAAGGAACAAACACCCCGGGAGCCCAGUCUGUCACUCUGAGCAGAGUGGCACCAAUGAGAAAAAGUCAGUGGACUCAAAUGCUAAAAGGGAAAAGCCGGUGGUCCGCCCAGAAGAGAUCCCUCCAGUGCCUGAGAACCGGUUCUUGCUGAGGAGAGACAUGCCUGUUGUCACUGUGGAGCCGGAGCCGAAGAUUCCUGAUGUUACACCCAUUGUAAGUGAUCAGAAACCAUCUGUAUCAAAGUCUGGACGGAAGAUUAAAGGAAGGGGCACAAUUCGCUAUCACACACCUCCACAAUCCAGAUCCUGUUCUGAAUCAGAUGAUGAGGACAGCAGUGAAACGCCUCCCCACUGGAAAGAGGAAAUGCAGAGGUUAAGGGCCUAUAGACCACCUAGCGGGGAGAAGUGGAGCAAAGGAGAUAAGCUAAGCGACCCCUGUUCGAGCAGAUGGGAUGAAAGAAGCUUGUCCCAGAGAUCCAGAUCAUGGUCCUAUAAUGGAUAUUACUCAGACCUUAGUACAGCAAGACACUCUGAUGGGCACCAUAGGAAGCAUAGAAAAGAGAAAAAGGUUAAACAUAAAAAGAAGGCUAAAAAGCAGAAACAUUUCAGAAGACAUAAACAGACUAAGAAGAGAAAGGGCAUUGCACCACCUGACGGAGAAUCCUCAAAGCCUUCCACCCGACAAAUGAAGCUUUUCUUUGAAAGAGAAAAGAGAUUGCGUUCCUCCUCGCUGUCAUCGCAUCCGUCAUCACAGAGGGACUGGUCGAAGUCUGACAGAGAUGACCAGAGCUCCUCAACCCACUCCAGCAGAGACUCCGACAGAUCGAAAACUCGCUCCCGGUCUUAUUCCAGAGGAAGCUCAAGAUCAAGGACUGUAUCCAGAUCUUCAUCACCGUCUCAAAGUAGAUCCAAGUCCAGAUCUAGUUCCAAAUCAGGGCACCAAAGGACAGCAUCGAAAUCGCCAAGAACAGACUCUCAGUUAAGUGAAAGUCAACCUGUGAAAACAGAGCCUGUAAGAGUAACGGUGCCACAAAAUGAAAACGUCGUCCAACCAGUGGUGGCAGAAAAUAUUCCUGUCAUACCGCUGAGUGACAGUCCCCCCCCUUCGAGGUGGAAGCCUGGGCAGAAGCCUUGGAAGCCGUCUUAUGAGCGAAUCCAGGAGAUGAAAGCUAAGACACCCCAUUUGCUGCCCACCCAAAGCACUUACAGCUUAGCAAGUGUGAAAGAGACUGGUAGUUCAACAUCCUACCACAAGAGAGAGCGACGUUCAGAAAGCGAUCGCAGUGCUUACUCAAAGUACAGUGACAGAAGUUCAGAGAGCUCACCCCGGUCAAGGAGCAGAUCUUCUCGGAGUGGAUCUUACUCCAGAUCGUACACGCGGUCACAGAGUCCAGUGAGCUCGCGCUCAAGGUCUAGGACUCCGUCCUCUAGACCUCACUCACGACAUAAAUACAGGGCUCAGUCCCGCUACAGCAGGUCAUCCUCCUACCCUUCUGUUAGCAGUGAUGAGAGAAGGCGGGCCAGGAGGAAACGGAGAUCCAAUGGAAAGAGACGUGGCGCCGCCAACAAAAGGCACAGCAGCGGCUCUGAAGAGAGGCGUGGCACAAAGCGCCUCAGAGGCAGAGACAGGGCUUCCUCGCCGAGGAAGGAGAGUGAAAGCAGGUCGUCUCUGGAUGCUGCUUCUUCAGACAGCGGACAGUCAGGCGUGCGGGCAGCCCAGGCUAAAGAGAAGUCACUCCAAGCGGACACGGUCACUAGAAAACAAGAGAGAGCGAGAAGGGGUGAGAAAUCCAAGCCUGAAUGGGAAAGCCCUCAUUCUAAAAAAAGAACUUUGAAAGAGAAGCUUUCGGAUCACUUCACAAAGGUCAGUAAGCCCAAAAGGAAGAAUUAUGCAGGGAGCAAGUGGGACUCUGAGUCAAACUCAGAACGAGGUGCAACUAAGAACCCUAAGAAGGACUCACGGCUGCCCUCGGACAAGGAGGAAGGGGAAGCCACGUCAGAGUCAGAGCUCAGUGACACCCACGUCAAAGCCAAACCCACAACCAGGUCCUCUGCGCACACUUCACUGCAUGCUGGCAACGGGGUCUGGAAACCCAGCAAGCUGCGACCCUCGCUCUCGCCCUCAGGUUCCGGGGGGUCCCGCUCGCUUUCAGAAACCAACCGAGGACGGCCCCAGAAGCACAGACACGGCUCCAAGGGAAGUCUUAAAAAGGAGCAGCAUGCCAAAAAGAUGAAAGAGAAGCUGAAAGGGAGAAAAGACAGAAAGCACAAGGCUCCCAAACGAAAGCAAGCCUUCCACUGGCAGCCUCCGCUCGAAUUUGGGGAGGAGGAGGAGGAGGAAGUCCCCGAAAAGCGAGAUACCCAGGAAUCCAAAGAGAAGCAGCCAGCUGCACAAAAUGGUGACGCCCUGCAAGAUCGCGCUGAGCAACCAGAGAAGCCCCGUGCAGAUGGCCCUGCUGCGCUGGAACAGCACGCAGCUACCGCGCCCUCUGAUUCCGAGCAGCACACGGAAGAGGCCGGUGCCCAUGCUCAGGAGAACGCGGCCAGCUCACCCCCAUGCCCCCGGCACGCUGAAGAGAGCGCCCCCUGCGGAGCGGAUGACGUGCUUCCAGUUGAUGAUAACAUGGAGAUUUGCACUCCGGAGCGGAGCCCCCCCACCAAAGUAGAGGCGGCAUCCCCUCCCAGCCAGUCACAGUUCCCCACCCUGGAUGCCAGCAUUGCCCUGCAGCAGGACGGGCCACCACUGGAGCAGCCUGAGCUGCAGCGGGUGAAACCGGAAAGCAUAGCUGUGGGGGAAGUGGGGCAGCAGGACAGUGGCACUGCCAGCGUGGCAAGUGCCGGAGAAGGCGCUGUCCAGUGGGAGGUGCCGGUGGACACCAAGUGGAAGCCCCUGCAAGGUGUGGGCCACCUAGCCUCACCCGCAAUGACCGCCUCCAGCGAGGUGGGGGUUAAGGGGCCGACCUCUGUGCCUGAAACCAAACCGCAGGGCUUGAGGAUAGAAAUUAAGAGCAAAAGCAAGGUCCGGCCUGGAUCUCUCUUUGACGAGGUGAGAAAGACGGCACGCUUAAAUCAGAGGCCGCGGAAUCACGAGGAGAGUUCCAGUGAUGAGCAGACGCCUAGUCGGGAUGGCGAUAGCCAGUCUCGGAGUCCAAGUCGAUCUCGGAGUAAAUCUGAAACCAAAUCAAGACACCGAACAAGGUCUGUCUCCUACAGUCACUCAAGAAGUCGGUCCCUAAGUUCCACGUCGUCGUACCGAUCAAGAAGCUACUCGAGAAGCCGGAGCAGAGGACGGCACAGCAGAGGCCGCACACGGAGUCCGAGCAGUUCCUACCGCAGUUACAAAAGCCGCAGGACCUCCAGCAGGAGCCGGUCCCGGAGCAGCUCGUACCCCCACAGUCGGUCCAGUAGGUCCUACACCUACGACAGCUACUGCAGCCGGAGCCGGAGCCGGAGUUGGAGCCAGAGGAGCGACAGCUACCCACGAGGAGGCCACCGCCACCGCCGCCGCCACCACCACCACCACCGCUAUCGCCGGAGGUCCAGGUCUUACGGCUCUGACAGUGACAGUGACGGGAGCUACUCUCAUCACCGGAGCCUGAGCGAGAGCAGCACAUACAGUUGAAAAUGACACCACCACCCCCACCUUUUAUACAACUAUAUCUUAACUUGUAAAUAUCUGAUGAUUUAAAACUUUAAAAACAUUCAUGGCAGUCUAUUGUUCUGUUUCGAUAUUAGAAGUGAAUUUCAGUGGCCAGCAUUCCUGGUUACUUGUUCAUUCAUGUUUGUGCAGAAGUAUUUAAAAUCUACAGAAAUGUGUCCUAGAAAUAUCUGUGUGCCACAUUUUACAGUAGCCAACUAUGGAAACCAAUUUCACUUUCUUGAAUCAAGAAAUCAUGAAAUGUAUCUAAGUGUAAUUUACAAUAUUAUUUUAGACUAUUUCUCUCGCCAGCUCUUGUGUCUCCCCCCACCCGCUCCCCGUUUUUCAGGUGUGAGCAUCUGUGCUGCCCAGCAGCAUAGGGCUGUGUGAGUCAGCCAGACAGUUCUAUGCCGACCGCAGGGUCUGGUGCAGUCACAGCCAGGACCAGAAGGCAGUGCCUCUGGGCUUCUGAACUCAUCCCUGCCUUCUUGGCUCUCAGUCAGAGCAUCGGGAAAGUGGUUGUGGAAACCACGCCACAUGGCUGGUGGGCCAGGUGAAGAGGAAUAAAUCUGCUUGAACUCUGAGUAUCUGCACUCCCUCUAAAGACUUAUUACACGUUUAUGUGCUUACUUAAUAGUGUCAGAAGUUUCAGUUUGUAAAAAACCAUCUGAUUCCCAUUCAUGCUUUGGUGCUUGGUACCUCACGGUGCCUCUUUAAGCCUUGUUCUUAGAGCUUAUCCGUUAGAAUCCCACAAGAGAGAGAAGCGAAAUGUUCUCCUUCCCUACUAGAGAAUAUGCUCCCUUCUGAGUUGUCUUCACUUUGGAGACUGGGGGAGCUUCUCCCCAGCACAGAUGUGGGUGGGAUUCCCUGGAGCAGGCAGGACGGACACCAGCGUCAAUUUGAGGAACGCACUUAAGAAGUGACAUCCAAGUUUUCACUACCACCAUCCUGGGGACAUCCAUCGGGUUUUCAGCCUUUCCAGUCAGGGACAUUCCACCACCACAGUUGGGAUGUUCUGAGCACCAGCAUGCCGCUAGCGGCCCCUUCGCCAACCCAACCUGGCACCACGAAGCCUGACCCUGACGGCACAGGGCACCACGGGUAAGAUGACUUGUGUUUGCAACGCUUUGGGCGGUUCCUCUAAAAGCAAUUUGAGCUAUAAAGACUUGUUUCAUUAUUUUAAUCUUUGAUUUGAUUGUACCCCCAAGUGUACUUAAUCACCUUAGUGCCAGUUUGAAUCCAUUUACACUAAAGAAAUCCAUAAGGCUGUUUGGUGUGGAAUUCGGUGCUGUCCUACCUCAGGCCCUGCCUGUGUGCUGGGGAAGUGGGAAGGCGCCCUCUGGUGGGGGCAUUGGACGCAUAUCCUUCGUGGAUGAAGAGGUGGUUUGGAAUGUACAGAAGCCGCCAUCAUCCAUGAGAAGUACACAUUAACAGGGUUGAACCCAGUUGAUAAGCAAAACUACUUUAGAAAACAGGACAUCAGUAAACAGUACAAUCAAACAGAAUGCAAUGUGUGAUUCCUCUGCAAGGUUUCAAAGUUACCUGCGAAGGAGAACACUGUGUUCACUCACACUGGGGGGAACUCAUUCAGAACCCAACAGAAAGUGCCAUGUUUAGCUAGGUUAAGAAAAGUUACCCACCCAUGGGCAGCGUGUUAGUUUCCUGUUGCUGUGUAACAAAGGUUCAUACUUAGCAACUUACAAACUUUUAAAAGUAAGCCCCGUUCUGGCUGAUUUUCUGCUGGGGAGGGUCUCACCAGGCUGCAGCCAUGGCAGCAUUCCUUGCGGAGAGGCUCAAGGGCAGAAUCUGCGUGUGUGCUCACUCGGUACUGGCAGAGCUCCGUUUCCGGAGGCUGCAGGACUGAGGUCCCAGUCCUUCCUGGCUGUCGGCUGGGGGCUUUGCUCAGGUCCUCGAGGCCGCCCGCUUUCCUUCCCUCCUGGUCCUCCGUCUGCAAGACACUGGUGGCCGGUCAAGCCCUUCUUGUUCUCACACUUCUGGAAAUUUUCUACUUUCUAUUUUAUGGGCUCAUGGGGUUAGAUCAAACCCACCCCCAAACCCUAACUUUAAGGUCUGCUGCGAGCCGUGUAACAGUGUGAUCUCGGUCACAGGAUUGCUGUCUCCUCAGCCUUCGCGGGCUCCAGGCACGCGUGGGUGGAACUGCAAAGGGGUACAUUUGUGAAUUCUGUCUCCUUCAAGCAGUGACCCUGCCUGUCUCGGCUCCGGGCGGUCACUGUGGCCUGAACGGGGCUGCCAACGCCUCUCCUGUCGUCUCUGUGGAACAGGACAGUCCUGGCCGCAGCACGCCACUGUGUGUUUACCGACGUGAACUACAGAGAGCACUUUUCUUCCUAAAGUGGAUGGUUCCUGUAUUUUGAAAUUAUUUUUAAUAAGGCUGAAUUAUGUGUGUAUUGUGCUUAAUAGAAAGUACAUUCUUGGGCUACUUUUGUAAUGUCCUGUCUAUUGCAAAUGGAAAAUGACAGCUGGUUGUGUUCAAAACUGUAGAAAAGACUUUUGUACAUACUGCCAAUGUCUAAUUUGUAUACACGCCAAUUAGUCUGCCCACAAGUUGGAAGGGGGGAACUUGUAGAGAUUAAAAUAUAUACUUGGUCUAA